ACCUGGUUCGAGUUUUUGUGAUUGCAGCUCAGUAACUCAAACUGCAUCCAACAGAUCAUUUAAUCCGAGUGGCUCCGGAGCAAAUCAAGGGUACUUCAGGAGAUAAACACAUCCACAAUUGCACUGGGGUCAGAGUUUUAAACAACAUUGGUGGCAGCAGUUCUAGACAGAAGCAUUAUGGCUCAGUUUGGCUACACAGAUGAAAACAACCCCUGUUGGAGCAGCAACAUUAUUGCUAAUUUACACUCCUACUUUGGAGCUAGUCAUCCAGUGAAUCACUUGAUUUCACAAACCGUAAAGACAAGAGAUCAGCUUUGCAGGACACUGGAGGCCUUGAUAAGAGCAGUGACUCCCUGAGCCAGCUUGAGAAUUGCAGUCCUCCCAUAGACAUAUCGUCAGCUCUCAGGUCGGUGGCAUGGGGUUUUAAAAAGCACUCCCCUGUGCCCAACCACUUGUCAGUACCUAGAAUUGAGGACUAUCCAAUUGUAUCUCCAUUAGAGGAUCAGGAAAGCAGCACAGAAGGGGCAGCACAUCCAGCUGAGGAGGAAGUGCCGAGUGUACCAUUCCAGUCAAAGUACAUUCAUUUUUUCCCACUGUAUCAGGACUACUGUCUGCAUGCGGUAACAGACGGUCUUCGCAGACUGAGCACGAGUUUUGUGUCUGAACUGAUAAGCCCCCGUGGUCUGCAGCGUCGCUUUGACAUUCUAUCCCCUCAAUUAAACUCUCCUGAAGCGACUCCAUCCUCACCUCUAUCUCAACCAGUCAGAGUGACUCCAUGUACUCUCUGGCAAGAUCUAGAAGAGGUGAAGGCGUCUGGCUUGCUCAGCAGCCUGACGACCAGAGAGAUUCGCCUUCAGGAGUCGAUGUUUGAGUUGAUCGGCUCUGAAGCGUCUUACCUAAGGAGCCUUGGACUUGCAGUCAAUCACUUCUAUGCAUCAAAGCACUGAAACGGACUCUGAAUCAAAGGGAGCAUCACAUGUUGUUUUCCAACAUUCGCUGUGUGAUGACAGCCAGUGAAAAGUUUCUUAUGGAUUUGGAAAUUCAACUGGGAAAGAGUGUGUUGUUAUCUCAGGUUGGAGACAUUGUGCUUCAGCACUGCCCUGAGUUUCACCGCCUCUAUGUGCCAUAUGUGACCAACAUGAUGUACCAAGAGACUCUUUUCAACCAGCUACUGCAAACGAACAGGGACUUUGUGUAUUCAAUCAAGAAGCUUGAGCGUGACCCAGUGUGUCAAAGACAGAGCCUGAAGUCAUUCCUUGUCCUUCCCUUCCAGAGAAUUACUCGUACUAAACUCAUCCUAGAGAGCAUCCUGAAACUGACUACACCAGGCUCUGCCUCAAUUUCAAAUCUCGAAAAAGCAAUUGAAGCCAUCCAUGAGAUAGUGACAGAGUGUGACAAGCGGGUCAGAAAAAUGAAACAAAUCGAGGAGCUGGUCUGCCUGGAAGUGCUGCUGGAUUUUUGCAAAGUAAAGUCAGUCCCUCUGAUCGUGAGUGGGCGUUUUUUGGUGCACCAGGGUUCCAUGAGGCAGCUGACUGUGGCCGCGUACAACUCGAGAGUAUCAUUUGUCAGCGUCUACCUCCACCUCUUCAAUGACCUUUUGAUCAUCUCCUUGAAAAAGGACAAGAGGUUCAAAGUUGUGGAUCAUGCUGAAUUCCCCACACAUGUGCACGUUGAGCAUCUGAAGGCUGAGGUCCUGGGUCUACCCCCAAACUCCUUCCUGUUGCAUCUCUCUCAAAGUCACACCAGACAACCCACUGCCAUGAUACUUGUUGCACACACAAGGUCAGAUGAAGAGGCAUGGAUGAAGGCACUUUCGUCUAAGCAGUGAUGGGCAAAAUCAUUGUGCAAUUUUUAGCUAAUUGGGAUUUUAGAAUUCAAACUUUGCUUGUUUUAACUCGCACAUUACUAAUGUAUACAUUUUGAUAAUUGAAAAAAUGUUGUAACUGUAAAUUUGGUUCACUCUUUAAAAUGUAUCUUAACUUGAUUGCACUUGAUAAAGACCACAUGACACAAUAUGAAGGUUUCAAACACGCACUGAAUAUGUCACAAUUAGACACACAGCAUGAAGGUGACUUUUUUUAAAUAAUUGGGAAUAGAUAUUUUUUUUUUUCACUUGUAUUAAAAUGCUGG
Messenger RNA from Etheostoma spectabile (orangethroat darter), 2130 nucleotides. Its product is annotated as rho guanine nucleotide exchange factor 19. Bases 977 to 1828 code for a protein of 283 amino acids. The record is from RefSeq and is a predicted model, not a curated record. Gene Ontology annotation, cellular component: nucleus; cytoplasm. The transcript has 13 exons. Gene Ontology annotation, molecular function: guanyl-nucleotide exchange factor activity. Gene Ontology annotation, biological process: activation of GTPase activity. Lineage: Eukaryota; Metazoa; Chordata; Actinopteri; Perciformes; Percidae.